AUCUAAUAGAUAUGUAUAAAUGACUAAUUUAAUGUUUUAGUUGAUAAAAUGUUGGAUGGUGAUGAAACAAAACACACUGAGCAGACAGAUCGGAGGUAACAAAUAAACUUUGACUGAAAUUAGUUAACCUCCCAGUUCCCAAAUGAAUCACGUGACCUCAUUAGAUCACUAAAGUGACAUUUAGAUUAAAUACUUUUUUUGUUAAGCAUUUCUCAACAGGAUUCAACUGCUAAACAGAGUUAAAAAAAGUUUUUUAAGCUUAAAUCAGAAUAUUAGGAAAUAAAUAAAUAAAAUUUGAAAUUAAAGAAGAAACUGAAAUUGAAGAUUGAAGCUAUUAAAUAUGAGUAAUUUAAAGUCAAUCUAUUACGUUGAAAAGAAGAAAAAAAAGACCUUAACUGAUGCACAACAGUCCGGAUAAAAGGGAUCUUUUACGCAUGAAUCAUUCAUCGUCCGAGGGCCUCCGCCUCCCCCACGGAGGACAAAAAGAGACUCCCGACACCUCCACAUGGAGAGGAAAGCCCCAGGUUCUGCUGUGAGGACCGGUUCCGUGACUUUUUAGGACGUUUUCGGUCUCUGGAGGAGAAAUUACGCGUGCGUUUCCAGCCGGAUUUUGGGAUUGAAUUGCGCCCUGCAGGAGCAGGAGUUUCCAAAUCGUUUAAUCUUGAAGAGAAACAACAUUUGAAGCUGUUUUCUUCAAAUUCUCUGUGUGGACAGCUCGCCCCCCCUCCACCAUGCUGCCCGCUCAGGAGGCGGCCAAAAUCUACCACACCAACUACGUGCGUAACGCGCGAGCCGUGGGCGUCAUGUGGACGGUGUUCACCAUCACCUUCGCCGUGAUCAUCAUGGUCGUGUUCAUCCAGCCCUACUGGAUCGGGGACAGCGUGCACACCCCGCAGGCCGGCUACUUCGGCCUCUUCCACUACUGCAUCGGGAACGCGCUCACCUCGGAGCUCACCUGCAAAGGGAGCGCGCUGGACUUCGGCUCCAUCCCGUCCGGAGCCUUCAAGACGGCCAUGUUCUUCGUGGGCAUCUCCAUGCUGCUGAUCGUGGGCAGCAUCGUCUGCUUCAGCCUCUUCUUCUUCUGCAACGCGGGGAGCGUCUACAAGAUCUGCGCCUGGAUGCAGCUGGCCUCCUGUACCUGCAUGGUGAUCGGCUGCAUGAUCUAUCCUGACGGUUGGGACUCUGACGAGGUGAAGCGCAUGUGCGGCCAGCGGACCGACAAAUACACUCUGGGAAACUGCACCGUGCGCUGGGCCUACAUCCUGGCCAUCAUCAGCAUCAUGGACUCGCUCAUCCUCUCCUUCGUCGCCUUCAGCCUGGGCAGCCGGCAGGACAAGCUGCUGCCUGAGGACUUCCAGGUGGAGGAAAAAGAUAAUGCAUAACCCCUGACAGCGGUCCAUCAUCCUCCUGCUGUUGGUCCGCGUUCAGCUUCCAGAAGAACCCACUCCUCCAUCAAAGUUUCAGAGGAGUUCCCAAGAUUUUUUCUUUUUAGUGUAACAAUCCUCAUAGCUUUUAUAUAUUCCUGUGAAUUUAAAUUAUUUGUACUGAAUUCCAAUAAAAUUUCACUCUAUUAAAUCCAGAGUUUACUUUCUGUAACAACAUAACUAGAGCUGUCAAAUUAUUGCGAUUAAUGAAUUAAUUGCAGACAUUUUAUCAUUUUAUUUAUUUUUUUAUCACGUUACUCUCUUGUUUCCCUGAAGUCUGUUCAUUGAAGUCAUCAUAGAAAGGUAUUAUUUCAUGGUCAACCUCAAAUAACUUUCAACAUUUUACUGUCCGUAAAAAUAUAUUUUGUCAAAAUUAUACAAGUUAAAAAUAAGUACAAGAUAACAACAAUAAAAUAAGAUGAUCUGGAGGGCCGAAUCCGGCCCCCGGGCCUUGACUUUAACACGUGGUCAACAGGAAGUGGAAGCUAAAAGCAAGUCCAGAUCCACUUUUGACUGCAGGAUCCUCCAGAAAGACCUGCAGACUCUGGAGUUGUGCUGCUCUCUUCUACUGUCAGGAGAAACUCGAUAUGGAAGAGUCAUCAGAAGAUAACCUCUUCUACUUCCUCACCACAAAACUCAACGUUUGAAGUUCAUAAAUGAACAUAGAAACAAGCUUGAUGCAUUUUGGAAGCAAGUUCUGUGGACCGACCAGUUCAAAUGGAACUUUUUGGCCUCAGUGAGCAAAGGUCCAUUUGGAGAAGAAAUGGUCCAGAGUUUAAUGAAAAACAACCUCUGUCCAACUGUUAAGCAUGGAGAUGGAGGAAUCAUGAUUCGGGCUUGUAUUACAGGGAACAUUUCAUCAGUAGAAGGAAGAAUUGAUUCCACUAAAUUUUAACGAAUGUUGGACACUAACUCGAUUCGUUCACUAUUUCUAAACUAGAUUAUCACUAAACUCCACAUUAUCUCCUAUUGGAAUACAUUUGGUUAUACCGUAAGAUUCAGUGGAUAAAGUUUGGACAUUGGCCCAUAAACAUUUUAUUUCUAAUAAGAUCAAGGAAGUCUCCAUAAAAAUGAUUCAUAAAUGUCACCACAUGUGGCGCUUUUUACCAAGUUUAAAAAAGAUUGAUUUUAACUCUUCUUUUUGCCAUGUGCCGCCUGAAACUGUGCCUCAUGUUUUCUGGUAUUGUACACUCACUUUCUGGAAAGACUUUAUAUGCUUUAUAGCAACACACCUAUGUUCAAAUGAUGUUAUUUUAAGAACACGUUAUUUUUGAUUAUUUUAUGCAAGAAAAGGUUAAAAAAUAUAUCUGCUUAAUUUAUUGAUAAUUAUGGCUAAAUAUUAUAUACGUAAAUCUAAGUAUUCUAACAAAAAACAGAGUUUUAUGUUUUUCACAAAGAAAUGGUUUGUAUAUUAAAAAUAUUGAAUCCUGUACCAAAACAAAAGCUGUUAGGACAGUCGAAGCCUGGACCUGUUUGACUUCUUCAUUUUAAUGUUUCCUUUCUUUUCUCUCUCUUUUGUUACUUCCUGGUAAGUUCAAAUUCAUUAUUCUGUAAUUCUCAGUAUAGGUUCAUUACUUGGAGUGAUGAUCCUUUGUAUGUGCUAAAUUUGGACAAUAAAAAAUAAAUAAAAACUUGAUGUAAAGUUUUAAGAGGAUGGCUUCUACAAAAGGAGAAUGAUCCUAAACACACCUCUAAAUCUACGGUUACAUUUAGAGGUAUUAACUGAAGAUUUUGCAGGUCACAUGACCUCAACAUCAUUACAGAUCUAUGGAUAGACCUGAAAAGAGCCGAGUGUAACAGACAUCCCACAAGUCUAGAAGAACUGGAGGACUUUUGUAAAGAAGAAUGGAUAAAGAAUCCUC
This is a messenger RNA of Oryzias melastigma (Indian medaka), 3286 nucleotides long. RefSeq names its product LHFPL tetraspan subfamily member 5a (gene lhfpl5a). NCBI's taxonomy places the organism in Eukaryota, Metazoa, Chordata, Actinopteri, Beloniformes, Adrianichthyidae. Gene Ontology annotation, cellular component: plasma membrane. The record is from RefSeq and is a predicted model, not a curated record. The transcript has 3 exons. Bases 732 to 1382 code for a protein of 216 amino acids. Gene Ontology annotation, biological process: sensory perception of sound; detection of mechanical stimulus involved in sensory perception.